CAGGACCACCGACGCACAUGGUGGCUGUUGUUUGUCCUCUUGACAAUACGAGGGCGUGUCCUGCAGUCAUGCAUAUAACAGCCAGACCGGCAGCGCUAGGCUUCGGCGCCGCUGUCCUCCGCUCUCUGUGCAUCAGCAGCUUCACCGGCAGCCGCAGGCUUUUUACCGCGAUGGCCGAGCUCCCGUCCGAUCGAGUGGUGUUCAACAAGCCAAAGGUUGAGCUGCAUGUGCACCUCGAUGGAGCCAUCAGGGUGCAGACCAUUCUUGAUGUUGCCAAGAGACGCGGCAUCCCUCUGCCAGCAAAUACCGUGGAGGAGAUGACGCAGAUCAUUAUCCUCCAGAAGCCUGCAACCCUCACCGAGUUCCUGGGCAAGUUCGCAGAGUACAUGCAUGUGGUUGCUGGAGACAGAGCAGCCAUAAAGAGGAUCGCCUAUGAGUUCGUUGAGGACAAAGCCAAGGAGGGAGUGGUUUAUGUCGAAGUCAGAUACAGUCCGCAUUUACUGGCUAACACUAAAGUCUAUCCAAUACCAUGGAACCAGACAGAGGGGGACCUGAGUCCGGACGACGUGGUGCACCUGGUAAACACGGGCCUCAGCGAGGGAGAGAGGGCCUUCAAUAUCAAAGCCAGGUCCAUUCUAUGCUGCAUGCGCCACAUGCCAAGCUGGUCCAUGGAUGUGGUGGGGCUGUGUAAGAAAUACCAACAAGAAGGUGUGGUUGCCAUGGAUCUGGCAGGCGAUGAGUCCCUCAACUGUGAAGCCAAUCCAGAUCACAGGAAGGCCUACGAGGAAGCCGUGCGCUGUGGGAUCCACAGAACAGUUCACGCAGGAGAGGUGGGGCCCCCGUCCGUAGUGAAGGAGGCGGUGGAAGUGCUGAAAGCUGAACGGGUUGGACAUGGGUACAGAACCCUGGAAGACAAAGUUCUGUACAAGAACCUGCUGGCUCAGAACAUGCACUUUGAGGUGUGUCCUAUUUCCAGUCAACUGACGGGUGCCUGUGACCCAGACUUCACCAAACAUCCGGUCAUAACGUUUAGGAAAGACAAGGCAAACUACUCCCUGAAUACAGAUGACCCACUGAUCUUCAACUCGACCCUGCACCUCGACUACAGCAUGGCGCACAAAUACAUGGGAUUUACAGAGGAGGAAUUCAAACGGCUGAACAUCGGUUCUGCAAAGUCCAGCUUCCUGCCUGAGAAGGAGAAGGAGGAGCUUGUCCACCAGCUGUACGAGGCGUAUGGGAUGAUACGGACAACUGGCUUUUAAACCCGACCAAGAAGGACGUCUGAGGAGGAGGCGUGGCCUAACCCAGGGAUCAAUCACUCCUAACCCUUAAUCUCACCCACCUGAUGCAGCGGAAUGUCUUUCCCUCAUUUGUAACCAGACAUAAAACCUACAGGAUAAUAUGAAAUAUGCUGGUUACCAUAUGGCUGCCUCACAUAUUUGUACAUCAUCUUGUCAAUAUUCAAUCUCAGUACUUAAGAUACUUUUAAUACGUUUACAGCUCAGUUUCCAAAGGAUGUCAUGGUGCUCUGCAUGGUGUUACAAAUCCAGGCAGGAAAAUUAUGUGUUUAUGAAGCUGUUUUUGAUGAUAUGAAACCUCUGGAUACAUUCUUCAUCUUGUGUUUACAUCCUGUUGUCAGGAAGAGAAUCAGGGAAGCUGUCGAUGCACACUUACUCAACAGUCUGAACACGUAGUCAGCAUGUAAGGGAAGGAGACGGGCGUUUGCUUAUCUUUUGGAGGGAAGAAUAUGCUACCUAGGGGGUAACAUAUGGCAGACUGUUAAGAUCCGUAGUUUGGUUUUAGGGAAAAGUAAUUUAAUCAAGUAUCGAACGUGUGCUUUUUGCCCUAAACGCAUAACAAAAAGGUAAAAUGGCUAAAUACCAAAAGUAUACUCACAUUAGAACACUAGGGGGCGCACUCCAGUCACCUAGAUGGACAAACCAGCUGACUGGUUUUGCACAUCGUAAUUACUCAAUUCUUUUGAAUUAUAUUUUAUUUCCAUUUCACUACUUAAAAAGAGAGCACUUCCACUUGUAGACAUGUAUGGCACUUGUGAAAAGUAUCUUUGAACAUAAUAAAAUGUCUCUUUCA
Messenger RNA from Pseudoliparis swirei, 2091 nucleotides. RefSeq names its product adenosine deaminase (gene ada). Gene Ontology annotation, molecular function: adenosine deaminase activity. The transcript has 11 exons. The coding region runs from base 18 to 1262 and encodes 414 amino acids. Gene Ontology annotation, biological process: purine ribonucleoside monophosphate biosynthetic process; T cell activation; negative regulation of adenosine receptor signaling pathway. Gene Ontology annotation, cellular component: external side of plasma membrane; cytosol. NCBI's taxonomy places the organism in Eukaryota, Metazoa, Chordata, Actinopteri, Perciformes, Liparidae. The record is from RefSeq and is a predicted model, not a curated record.